AUGGCAAACGUUCGCCCUUCCACUGUUCGAUCCCAAUCAUACUACAGACCCUCUGCCCCAGAGAAGGAUUCACUACGCCCUCGAAAAGAAGAGAAGCGUAGUCGAUCCACCUCUAGAAACCCUUCCUCCAAGUUGUACAGCGCGGACGCCCCUCGACGUUACGCUCCCAACGAGUCUCGACCUCGCAAGCCUCCAUUCUCUCCGACCAUAGAAGAUCUUGGCUUCGGGCCAGAUUGUGUUCAGAUGAAGGGCAAACUUGACCAGACCCCAAUGCUCAUCAAAGUCGAUGGAGACUCGAGCUCCACCGACGGAAGUGAGCCAGGCACGCCUGAUAGCUCGUUGAGUGAUGGGCAAGACAGCUACAUCUCAGGAUCGGAUAGGAACACUGCCCAAAUCUCAAAGGCCGACGAAGUGACAAAGACGAAGCCCAAGUCACCGUCAGAGGUGAAGCGGCCAGUGACCAAAAGCCGCAGAAGUCGACAGACAUUGACUGUAGAUACUGAGAGGGCUCGAAGUAGGUCGAGAGGGGACGGUCCACCACCAAAUCUCAAGCGAGAGCGGUCUCCGUACUCUUAUCAACCCCCGCCUGCCUUCAAGCCCAAUGAUCAACAAGAUUGCAAAACCCAAGGGACCGCAUCUAGACCCGGCGAUUAUCAACGCUCACCUGGAACCCUGACUUCCACAGCCAGUCCAGUUCGAAGAAGUUUCGAGCCUCCAUCAGUUCAUGCAUGUUCGAAAGAUGUACAGGCCGGAGGGGGCAAGGAUAGCGGAUCUGCUAACGCUAGCGGUCGGCUGAGUCGCCCCCAGCGCCCGGGAAUGGAGCGGCGAGCUUCUGCCAUGCCCCAGCUGGGCAGUCCUACUUCUGCCACUGCUGCCCGAUCUCGUUAUGUAGAAAACUCAUCAGACGAGUCAGACCGUGAAUAUGCGAGGAUCCGCGCUCGAUCAGGUCAAUUGACAGCAGACGCUCUGCCUAUCAACCCUCCAACGUAUUUUGAUACCCCGCGUUAUAGCGAGCGACACGCAAACAUGAAAAACCGCGACUCACCGCCUCAAACACCGUUGUCGCCAGAACAUACACGAGGCACUUUCUUGAACAGAGACCAUCUGGUCAACGGAACCGGCCUCCAGCAUUUGAGUACCCUCCUUGAGGAUCAACAAUCAAGUCAUCGGUCUGCCUCGCCAAGACCGUCACCUCAGCCUUCUCCAAGAGGUUCACCGACCGGGUCGCCUGGUCCGUCCCCACCUAGAACUCCUCCGGAGAGCUAUCCAAGGCAUCAUCGUAGGACGAGUACAGCUGAGAGUCUUUCCAAAUACUUAACUAAUUCGAGAAUAUCAUCUCCACUCUCAUCUAGGCCUUCGACUCCCACAUCGGGUGCGAAGACGUUCACUCCGCGCCCGAUGGAGCAUGAUGCCCCGCAGCAAAUGACCAAGGAACGAAGAGUCUCCACUUUUGAUUCGUCUGACUUGGCGAAGCAGGCCACUGGAGGUGCCAAAGCUGACGCUCGACCAUCGUCGCCUACGGUAUCUAGGCAUGAGUCUUAUGAACAUCGGGAUCCUAAAUAUGAGAGGGGCCCACAGGUACCCUAUCAUUCUAGUAGCUCCCAAGGAAGAGCAACAUUAGAGCCUGCUCGUCCUGAGCGACGACCAUCUCGUGAAGAUAUGAGAAAGGCUCUACCGUCAAUAAGUACCAAGCCUGUCAUCCAUCAGGAACUAAGUGAUCCGAAAGCUGCAGCCCCAAGAAAUAGGUCCGGCUCUUAUGUACCAGCAUCCGCCACAGCAGCUUUAGGAGGAGCCAGUUUCCUCGACCCAAACUCAUCAACCCACCGAUCCAGGUCCAAUGCGCCGGAUGCUGGCCGUCACCGACACAGAUCAAGGUCAAGGUCUUACGGUGACGCUCGAGAAGCUACAAGGUCGCAGUCCGCUGCUCCUGUUCAUGCAGUACCUGCUUCAGAUCAAAGGCAGCCUGUGCUACUGCCCCAAUGUCCCCGAGCAGAACCAGUCGCCGGCUUCGACGACUGGUUAGUUCUGGAGAGGGACACUGCCAUGACUAUUUGUCCUGAAUGCCGUCACAAUGUAUUCGGCAGAGGCUUUGAGCGUGCAUUCCGUCGAGGACCUGAAGUGAAAAGGAACCAGAAGGUCUACUGCAACAUGAAUGAUCCAUGGGUCCGUCUUGCUUGCCUUGACAUUUUCAAACGGCAGUCAGAUACCAAGACGCUUGGAUAUCUCAUGGAGUACACGAAGGAAGAACCUCCUUGCCCGGAACACCGGCUUGUGGUCGAUCACGCCUGGUACCACCUGCGAGACAGCGAGACCAAUCGCGAUUUCCAAGAUUUUCAGGUGUGCUCCAAUUGCGUGUACAGCCUAGAGGCCAUUUACCCCCGUCUGGAUAUCUUUCAUCGGUCCAAGGACAUCAAGCAGGAGCAGCGCGGCUGCAGCCUGAGGUCUGACGUCGUGCGCUUUGGCAAGUACCUGAACUUCCUCGUCUCCAUGGCAGACGAGGAAGAAAAAACCAGGAGGAUACCAAGUACCUCUGACUUCAUCUGGGAAGUCAAGUGGCAGACUGUGAUCAGUCCGUGCAAGGGUAGUGCCGUCUAUUAUGGCCAGGAUAUGCACACUCACCCUGAGAUCCCAGGCUUGACCAUCUGCGAGGAGUGUUAUUACAAAGAUGUGCGCCCGCUGGCAAAACUCGCGCGUCGGGACUCACGCCACUUCGUACUCCGAAUCACACAGGAGGCAAAAGAGAUUGUAGGUGGUACAACCUGCAAGCUGUAUUCGCCACGCAUGAAACAGAUCUUCAAGAAGGCUUGUGAAGAGAGGGAAUUUGAACAGCUGGCCAAAGCCGUUAAGAAACGGAACGAAUUGCAACAAGAUCUGGAGGAGAGCAAGAUGGAGUAUGCGAAACGGCCGUUGGAUACGAAGUUGAAGGAGGAUGUGAAGUAUCUGCAAAGCAAAUGGGAGAAGUUGGAACGCAAGCAUAAUUAUGAGCACGAUUGA
Bacidia gigantensis is the source of this 2994-nucleotide messenger RNA. RefSeq lists its product as uncharacterized. The record is from RefSeq and is a predicted model, not a curated record. The transcript has 2 exons. The coding region runs from base 1 to 2994 and encodes 997 amino acids. NCBI's taxonomy places the organism in Eukaryota, Fungi, Ascomycota, Lecanoromycetes, Lecanorales, Ramalinaceae.